AUGACCCGCACACUAAUGAUACAUCGGCCGCCUCAGUGCCCGUCGUGCCACACGCAUUCCCACGAUGAGCGUAUUGAUCUGGAGGAGUCGUACAAUCCACCCAUUCCGUCAUACAAUGAGGAAAGUGCGCGAAGGGCCAUGCAAGAGAGUGAGAAUAUCGGGGUUUCGGCCAGAAACUCCGUGUCAGACGAAGAAGACUGGGAGGAAAGAGUAAACAAGUUUGGAUGGACGGUUCAACAGUUUAAGCUGUUCGAUCGGGUAGCACGGCUGCUGGACAUGGACCGUUUGGCUCGUUUGACCAACACUGAGAAGCAGCAUGAGCCAGUUCACCGGCGCACGGUCAUCGACAAAUCGGUUAGCCGGCUCAGACAAGCACUGGCGAGUGUUUCGUGGGAAACGCGAUUAACCCAGUGGUUGCAUGUGUUAUUGAUGGAAAAUCUGCCACCCUCGUAUCUGGCAAUUUAUAUCGACAUGCUGCAAACAUUACAUGCCAAGCUGCCGCUGUUGGUAGAUAAAAUGAUCUUUGGCAGUACGCUCAACAUUGGCCAGGAGCUCCUCGGACCGGUGUUGAAGAAGCCUUGGGAGCCAAUAGUGACUCCCAAAAAUCGCAAGCUGCCUGGACAGCCGUUUAUUGUUGUAGUGCCAUCGGUUCCCACUCUAUUGCCAUCGCCCCGGCAUCAGAAAUGGUUUACAUUAUUCAGCACCAUGUCACCGGUGGUAGUAAUACAACCACCACAAGAAAAAUCAACUGUUGAAAAGCCGAACAUCGACAAACAAUCGCUACAGCAACUGGCAGAACAUAUGCUAGCAAUGACACGAGCCAAAAUACAACAAGUGCGCAGCUCGGCGCCAAAUCGACCGAUUAUUUUGGUUGGCUUCGAUGCCGGUUCCGCUCUUGCAAUUCAGGUUGGUUUAGUAGAGUCAAUUAGUUGCGUGAUUUGUUUGGGAUUCUCGUACAACACAUACAACGGAGUUCGUGGAGCACCCGAUGAUCAUAUCGUUGACAUUACGUGCCCUGUGCUGUUCGUCAUCGGCCAAAACUCCGCCCGUGCCAGUCACGAAGAAAUCGAAAUGCUGCGUGACCGCAUGUCCACUCAAACAUCACUGGUAGUCGUUGGAGCAGCCGAUGAAUGUUUGCGUGUGUCAAAAACAAAGCGUAAAAUUGAAGGAGUCACCCAGUCGAUGGUGGACAACAUGGUCGCAGACGAGAUAGCAGAGUUUGCAACCAACUGUCUCGUAAGUCCCCCGCGACCAAAACAAUCCGCCUUGGCUGGGUCGUUCCAAUCGGACAGCCCGAUGGAACAAAGUAUGCCAUCGGCACAACGAAAUGAUUGUGACCUUGCUGCACAGCGCAAGCGUAAACACGCACCAGAUCCCAAAGCUGAGACCAAACAGCAGAAAAAGCCUUACAACCGUCGCUUGCCAAAAACAACACAAUCAGCUGAGGUGGCCCAAUCCCUGACUCAGUCUACCCAAGACGCGCCAGAUAUUGAAGCGCAGAGCAACACGCCAACGACGCCUGAGAAGCAAAUAAAAAGCGAGAAAAUAAUUUUACCACUCGCAAAGGCCGAUGAAGUGGUGAAGUAUGAAGUUCGCGAAUCAGGCAACACGCAGAUUAUUUCUGGCCGGGGUAGCACGCCUAUGCUGCUUCCUGCACUGAAACGAGACACUGCGCAGACAACACUAUCGGCUGGCGCGUUGCAUCAGCAGGGCAAUGUGAAUGUGAAAUUGAUUGAAUCGAAUCAACUUAUUCAUCUGAAACCGUCUACCGGAACGACGCAAAAGUUUUACUCCAUAACAUCAACCUCCAAACCAGUCAUGUCCGUGAUAGCAAACAGCAGUCCCGGAGUGAACGAUGGUGCGGUAACGUCGGAGGAAAUUAGCAGUCCACCGAAGUACACAAUCGUGCGCAACACAGGAUCCACGCCUACUGUGUUUAGCAAUGUGAACGAAUCUAAUGUGGCUGCUGGGAAAGUUACGAAAGCUCUGUCGGAGACUAAUAUUUUCGAUCUUCCGAUCGUAUUUGCCGAUAACGAUGGUGUAAUUCAGGAGGGCUCGCCUGAAAAACCGAAGCAAGCACAAGAUACUCGACCAGCAGUAACAGCGCCAGCGUCUGUAGGCAUUGCUGAAAACAAUGCUAGCUCGGCACAGGCAUCAGGCACGCGAUUCGUCACACUGCAACAGCCCGCUGGAAGUAUGCCGCUGUCGAUUGGAAAGCCGAAACAAGUGAUCAACUUGGUGCUCAAUAAGGGUACACUCAAAACUGUCGAUCCCGGCGGUAUGAUCGUUCCUGUAGGAACAAAAAUCAAUCUCCCCAUAGCUGUUGCGUCAAGUGCGUCGCCGGCAACCUCCGUUGGUACGGUAAUGAGCAGUGGUACAACGGGACCGAAGUUUACCAAGGUAGUGUUGACCAAACCAAUGAACAGCGGUGCAACUAACACCAGCGUGGUGAAAAACUUGAGCGAAUUGUUAUCCGGUGGCAAGAUCGAGAUUGUCAACAGUGCUGGCAUGCGCCAAACGGGCGUUACUGGAACCCCGUUGUCUGUACCGCAAGGCAAGUUCCAGUCUAUCAUCAUCAAUCCGUUUGGAGCGAAUAAAGCACCAGGCAGCGCCACUGUGCAGAACACUUCAACAAGUGGAAGCUCGACGACCGCAGGAAAUCUGACGUUACGAUUCAUGAUUUUGCGCACUGUGUGUUUGCAUCUUCGCGUGCCGGUUGCGCAAUGUUUGUUUACGCUACUGUCAAAUAGACUAAUUCAUCAAUACAAAAUUGGCUGCCGGUUCAACUACACCGGAAGAUGUAAUCUUUGGCACGGGAAAGAAAACUUAACGAAAAUGCUUACCGUAAGACCGUCAAUGAAGAUACUAGCGCAGAUGCAACCGCUGGCUCUGCAAAAAACCCCAAUAAACAGACCAUUUUGGGGCUGGGUGAACAUGAUGUUCAACCGGGUCGAUCGCGCUAGACUGAAGAAGGUUGGCCCCGACCGACUUUGUGCCGAAUGGUUGCUAAAGAAUGGAGCGAAAGCAAAGUUUGUGAAGGACGCCCGUGUGCAUGUGCAUUUUAACGCACUUCCGGACGAGUCCUUGCCGGUGCUAAUGGAAGAACUCGAUGGGACGGAUUCGGGCAUAAUGCACAUUGGGUUCGAUCAUCUGGAGGGAUUGAGUCGGCUCAGGAAAGUUGUCCUCCAUAACUGUGUCUACAUCGACAAUCAAGCUCUGUGGAAGCUGCGAUACGUUGCCAAUACGCUGGAGGAGUUGCAAAUUUCCAAGUGUGGCAAUGUCACCGAUGCCGGUUUGGUACAGCUCAAACAGCUCCCCCAGCUACAACAGGUGAAAACGUUCGAUUUGCCUGAUGUGAAAAAUAUACAGGAAGUGGAAAAAACGCUCAAACAAGCACUUCCCAACUGCAAAUUCGAUAUGAAGCCAUAGAAAAAACGUCGAGAUUGUACGUAGAAUUGGUACCAUCUAGCGCAAUCGCCGCAUACAGGCUCUAACUUAAUAAAAAUAGCACAGAGAUGUGGUGACCCAGUGCAA
Molecule: messenger RNA, 3534 nt
Organism: Anopheles gambiae (African malaria mosquito)
Lineage: Eukaryota; Metazoa; Arthropoda; Insecta; Diptera; Culicidae
Product: KAT8 regulatory NSL complex subunit 3
Exons: 5
Coding region: 1-3429 (1142 amino acids)
Biological process (GO): positive regulation of transcription by RNA polymerase II
Cellular component (GO): NSL complex
Source: RefSeq, a predicted model, not a curated record